This is a messenger RNA of Siniperca chuatsi (mandarin fish), 5748 nucleotides long. RefSeq names its product RUNX1 partner transcriptional co-repressor 1 (gene runx1t1). Gene Ontology annotation, molecular function: transcription corepressor activity. NCBI's taxonomy places the organism in Eukaryota, Metazoa, Chordata, Actinopteri, Centrarchiformes, Sinipercidae. The record is from RefSeq and is a predicted model, not a curated record. Gene Ontology annotation, biological process: DNA-templated transcription; negative regulation of DNA-templated transcription. Gene Ontology annotation, cellular component: nucleus.
GGGAAGCACUCCACCAUGCCCGACUCACCUGCGGACGUCAAGACACAGUCCAGGUUACCCCCUACCAUGCCGCCCCCACCCAGCACGCAAGGAGCGCCCCGUAACAGCUCCUACACCCCCACUACAUUAACCAAUGGUAGUAGCCACUCACCUACGGCGCUCAACGGCGCUCCAUCCCCUCCAAAUGGCUACAGCAAUGGUCCUAGCUCCUCCUCCUCAUCCUCGCUGGCCAACCAGCAGCUGCCGCCAGCCUGCGGCGCCCGUCAGCUCAGCAAGCUCAAGCGCUUCCUCACAACUCUACAGCAGUUUGGCAACGAUAUCUCACCUGAAAUCGGCGAGCGGGUCCGCACAUUAGUGCUAGGACUAGUGAAUUCCACACUAACCAUCGAAGAAUUUCACUCCAAGCUCCAAGAAGCCACCAACUUCCCUCUGCGACCUUUUGUCAUUCCCUUUCUGAAGGCCAACCUGCCGCUCCUUCAGAGGGAGCUGCUGCACUGUGCCAGGCUGGCCAAGCAGAACCCAGCUCAGUACCUGGCCCAGCAUGAGCAGCUGCUCCUGGACACCAGCACCACCUCCCCAGUAGACUCCUCCGAACUCCUGCUGGACGUCAACGAGAAUGGCAAGAGAAGGACACCAGACAGAACCAAAGAGAAUGGCUUCGAGCGAGAUGGUGUCCUGCACCCAGAUGUUCACCCUAGCAAGCGUCCGUGCACCAUAAGCCCCGCACAGCGCUUCAGCCCAUCCAAUGGGAUCUCCUACCAACCCAAUGGCCUGCCCCACCCAGGCCCGCUCCCUCCGCAGCACUACAGGCUGGACGACAUGGCCAUCGCCCAUCACUACCGUGAUACUUACAGACACCCCACCUCCAAUCAUCGGGAGAUCCGGGAGAGAGCCAGGCCUAUUGGUAUGCAUACAGGGACCAGGCAGGAAGAGGUGAUUGACCACAGGCUGACAGACAGAGAGUGGGCUGAGGAGUGGAAGCACCUUGACCAUCUGUUGAACUGUAUCAUGGACAUGGUGGAGAAGACAAGGCGCUCACUGACAGUACUGCGGCGGUGCCAGGAGGCCGACCGCGAGGAGCUCAACUACUGGAUCCGACGAUACAGCGACGCUGAAGAGCUGAAGAAGGGUGCCACUGGUGGGCAGUCAAGGCAGCAAAGCCCGGCAGCACAGGAAAAUGCAACAUCAGAAAUUCACAGGGAGAUGCUGCACCGGCCUGUGUCUGGCUACGUCCCUGAAGAGAUCUGGAAGAAAGCUGAAGAGGCAGUGAAUGAGGUGAAGCGACAGGCCAUGUCAGAGCUGCAGAAGGCCGUGUCCGAGGCCGAGCGUAAGGCUCACGAGAUGAUCAGCAGCGAGCGGGCCAAAAUGGAACGUACGGUAGCCGAGGCCAAGCGACAGGCGGCCGAGGACGCGCUCUCCAUAAUCAACCAACAGGAGGACUCCAGCGAGAGCUGCUGGAACUGUGGCCGCAAAGCCAGUGAGACGUGCAGCGGCUGCAACACGGCGCGCUACUGCGGCUCCUUCUGCCAGCAUAAGGACUGGGAGAAGCACCACCAUGUCUGUGGUCAGACCCUCCAGGCCCAGCAGCAGCAGCAGGCCAGCCAGCAGCAGGGAGGUGUCCCGGGGUCAGAGACCCCUGCUCCCAUCAGCUCCUCUGCCUGCACCCCGAGCAGCGGAACUGGGAGUCCGGCUGCUACCCCGCCUGCUGCUACCACUCGCUCCUCCACCCCCAGCACCCCGUCCUCCUCUGCCCUGGAUGGCACACCGCGCUAAAAGACUCACACAGAGGAUGCAGGCAAAUGCCUCCGGGGCUUAACAGCCAGCCCUCAACCCCACAAACAGCAUGACUGUCUACAUUGCCUUGCAAAGAUACUAAGCUAAUGUGGCUAACAGAAAGAGAUGGCAAUGCUUCUGUCUAUCUUGCAGCGUAGUCAUAGAAGGAGGAGGAGGAGGUCCAUAAUCAGGUCAUAUUGACUUGCCAUGACUUUAAAGAAACACAAAGAUAUUCUUUGUUUUGAAUGAAUGAAUUUAAAUAUUGACAUCCUUUUAUCGUUACACUUGCUAUUCUUGUUGUCUGUUUGUCGUCGUGCCUGUUGUUAUUAACGUUGUUGUCCUUGUAGCUUAUCUUAUUUUCUCCUGUAAAUAUUUAGAGACUGAGCAGAGAUAGCCGUGAACUCAAGACAAGUAUAUCUGACCUCCCCUUUUUUAAAUGUUUUUAUUUUCCUUCCUGUAUCUGGGGCGUGAGACUAGUCAACCCCUGUUUUACCAAACAGCACACCAAGGGAACAUAUAGCUAGCAGAACAACUGAAGUCAUUAAUACUCUUUGUAAAGAAAGAUAUUAGAUUUAAACACCCUGACAGGCACCGACGGAUGGAUGGAUAAACAAGUUUGCUGCCUGGAGAGAGGAGGGGGAUGGACUGAAUCUCUGGCCCACAGACCGCCAUGAAAUGGGCAGAUGUGCAGCAGAUUGCAAGCAGAGCCAGCUGUUCAACCAAUGUUAUUUCCCUCUCACUUGUAAUAAUAUCCAGGUCAGUGGGCUGGGAAAUACAAAUCCAUCUCCCUGAAGGAUGUAAAAUGAAGAAUUCUUGGACAAGAUACAAAACUUUGCCCACUGCACAUGUGGAGAAUGUACUGACUACAAUUCGCACGUGCAUGCUUGGUGGGUCACAGAAGCUCUCAAACAGGAAGUGAAGUCAUCAUCCUACUGGCGAGACUGUCAAAUCACCACAACAGCAGCUGCUGGGCCACUCAGAGCUGAAAACUUAUAGAACUCAGUAGGAAGCUUAUUCUGCGCCCCAGAUGCUCCCCUCCUGUCUCAACUCUGAAAAACAUUUUCAUCUUUCUUCAUGUUCUUAUUCUUUUUCUGUAGAUGUCAUGGUGUUUAAGACUUCUGUCCUGUGGUGUCACCAAUGGUUAUUUAUUGUAUAUGUGUUGGGCAAUUGUGACAAUGCAUAGUACUUCAACCAGUCACAACUCUAAGUCCUUCAUAACUCUUUCUCUCUAGCUGGUGCAAAAAGAGAUAAAAAAAAACAAGUGUUAUCUUUUUUCCAAGCUGCUUUUCUAUUCUGUGUGUAAGUGGUAGAUCCCUCGUAGUUCUAUAAGUUUUACUUCCCUUCGUCCUCAAGAAAAGACACAAGCUAUAUCUCAGAGCUGCUACUUGAGUCCGACCCAGAUCUUUUCUGAGAACUAGCAUGUUGCGCGGAAUGCUAACCUAAAUGUUUUGUACAAGGGACAUACAUAAAUGUAUUUGCACUGUCACAGAGGUUAUUUCGGCAUGCUUCUUUUCAGCAUACUUGUGUUGUCAGUAUAGAGCCAUAAUUCAUCAACCAUUCUGUAUGUAGUGAUAGCAUUAUCUGUUUUUACAUUCUUUGGGAUGGGGGCAGUUGGAAAAAUAUAAAAUCACCAAACCCACUUUUUUUUCUUCUCAACAUGCUAACAAAAGCGGCCAUAAUAAUGUCUUUUUUUGACUAGUUACAGACAGUGCAUGCACAUUACUGAACGUUUGUUAAAUAUUUGUUAUUUUUUAGAAAAACUUAAAAACAACCAAAAAAAGUUAAAAAUACAAAAAAUAUUCUAACAAACUAACUUUCCAAAUGCAGAGGUGUAGACUCCGAUUGACAGCUUUAACACUGCAAAGCACCAGGUAAACACAGUAUUAACACAAGAGAUAAACAAAAAAAAAACACCAAAAACAGCCAAAGACUGACACCAAGGACCAAAAUCCUGAUUUCAACAAUUUUCAAAAGAGGUUUGUUCACACAAAUAUUUGCUUAUUUAUUUCUGCAGGUUUUGUUCAUACAUUCAUAAAACAAAACCAACUUCAGUGUCAUAAAUGUCCCACCCCAACAGCACUCAUCUUACAUUGUGAAAUGAGAAGGUGUGAAUUAAACAAUGAACAUUUCACAGCAGUGUUACAUUUUAACUGGAGCAAUAAUAACCAAUGUGACAUGAACACUGAUGAUUUCUGUAACCAUUUUUGAAGAAAAUCUUUGAGCUAUUUUUUGAUCUUGUUUAUACAUUUUCUCAUUACACAAAUGUCAGAUUAAGUGCCCAUUUCCACUUUUCAGCAGUUAAGUUAUUCUUAAAGAGGUGAAUGUGAGACUGGGCUUUCACAUCAAAGCCAUUUGCAGUUGUUUUAUAUUUAUUUAUAUCAAAGUAUGCCAUUUUUGCUGUUGGGAUAGAUAAUCAGUCGCAGCUUUGUUGUAAACCUUCAAUGUAAAUCAAACAAACCUCUCAUUCGCAGUAAGAGAGCACUUACCCUGACGCACACAAAGGCUCUUCACCCCAAACACCUUGGUGCUACACAGAAGCGCGUUACAAAUUCUGACCUCAAGGAACAAGUGGAGGCCCUCAAGGGUUCUGGGCUGUUUGCUCCCUCUGUACUUCCUCAUCUCUCCCUUCUUGUCUAAAUAAAUUACACACCUGCAUUCUUGACUAAAGGGUUAAACAAUCCAAAAAGGUGUCUGACACCCUACUAGCGACUCCUCAGAAGCUGUGACGAAACAGCCAAGCUGUUUUAACACUAGUGUAUUUGAAAGUAUACAACAAAUAACAUGUGUGUUCAUCAUUAUCAGGGCAAAAAAAACCUGGGUUUAAAAAAAGAAAAAAAAUCGAAGACAAACAUUAUCGCUCAAUGAUUCUUUGAGAAGCUCUAUUUUUUCUUUCUUCCCUCCUCUAUGUGUGUUUUGCUACAAAUUCCUCUGUGGCAAACAAGUCUCACUCUACCUCUUACAGCACGAUAAGAGCAUCAGUCGCGGCGCUGAUACUGGUCUAGUCUAAACCAAAUGGGCACAAGAGAACAGGAAAAUAAAAAACCCAAAGUCGAAGCUCAUACAGCUGCAAAACCAUAUCACUACUUGGUAACAAUGCAGACCUCAUAAAUAAAUGAAACAUAAAUGAAUAGAAAUGAGAAAAAAAACUGAAAAAAAACUUUUGUUAUGUUCCUUUAAGCCUUUGGCAUUUCUAGAGUACAUCAAGAGUUUGAAUUGUUUGAACAGAUUUUAAAAAUUGUGCUAAUUUUAAAGAAAAGUGUUGUCGAUUCCUAUUUCGACGAUACGCGCUAAGGUCACAGAUAAGAAAUGUUGUUUCUCUCUCGCUCUUUUUUCUCUCCUGUUUCCCCUCCACCUUUUUCUCCUCUUCUCUUCUCUGUUGUGAAGACAUGCUAAUGUGCUUGUCGACUUGUCAGCGUGGGUAAAGUCAAAAGGGGGGGAUAUACAAAGCUUGUAAAAUCUAAAAUAAAAGAAAUGAAGGCUAUGAAUUUAGGCAUGCCAGUUUUUCACAAUAGGAGGAAAUGUUAUUUAAAUUUCCUACUUAUCAAGAAACAUUGGGGAAAUGUGUGGGGCCAACAGUGAACAGCGAAGGCUGUAGCAUUAAUCUGUGGGAGUGAGCUGAACUUCAGGGGUGGGAAGGGGAUUUUUUGCGUUCUCUUGAGAAAAUUUAUUGUGAAAAAAAAAGAGCUCAAAUGAUUUGAAGUUGUUGUGCAAUACUUAUUUGAGACAUGAAAACCACAGGUUAGUGGUAGGCUGACACUGGGCGGUCUUUCCAUCGCCUAGGGUCAGUGUCCUCUAGAGAGCUUUCCAGUCUACUAUGUCAGAACUGUGGUUUCUUGUUGAUUUUUUUUCUUUUUGGUUCUUUUUUUAAAUUUCUUUUUUGGGCUGUAAACUAUGGUCUGUCAGUCUGUGAAACUUUGCAGUAUAAUUCUGGUAUUGUUGUUCUCUUAACGGUGUAAUAAAUAUGUUAAUACCUGC